CAGGGCACUCGCACUCCACCUCCGGAAACUCCUACGAGACACUCUCAGAGGUUACGUGAGAAGGAAGCAGCGCAUAGUUCUGAGAAAGUUUCUGAAGACGCAAACCAGGAUCAUGAGGACCAUGUCGGAGAAUCUCAUGUGGCUGGUGGUUCUAGAUCUCCCUCAAGGAAAAGCGAGGAAUUACCUCACCUAACGAUGUCCUUGAGAAGAACACCACAUGGAACCACGGAGGAUGUUGUAUCACAUGAGUUGCUAUCACAAAGGAAAUCUCCGUCACGAAGUCGCCGAGCUGCUAAGGAGACGGAAAUAUCGACAUUGUACGCCAAUGCUUGA
Molecule: messenger RNA, 333 nt
Organism: Cylicostephanus goldi
Lineage: Eukaryota; Metazoa; Nematoda; Chromadorea; Rhabditida; Strongylidae
Source: the annotation of a GenBank genome assembly